Salmo salar (Atlantic salmon) is the source of this 1929-nucleotide messenger RNA. Its product is annotated as non-POU domain-containing octamer-binding protein. The record is from RefSeq and is a predicted model, not a curated record. NCBI's taxonomy places the organism in Eukaryota, Metazoa, Chordata, Actinopteri, Salmoniformes, Salmonidae. Gene Ontology annotation, molecular function: RNA binding.
CGAGUGUACACAAGAGUUAGAGGUUCCAACACCGUCAAUAUUUUCAGAUCUCUGGCAAAAAUCAAGGAAUAGUCAAAAUAGAAUAUGUACCAAUUAGAUUGUUAGAUUUACUAUUCUCUAUAUAAUUGACGGGGAUUCUUCCAAUCACUGCAUGUCUACACUACAUCCGCCUUCUCCCAGUCAGCCAAUCUGCUUCCUCAAGUGGAAUCAAAAGGUUGUUUGUGAAAUCCAUUAUCUGUUCUUUGUAAAGAGCGAUUUUCCCUUCUACGUGUGUUGGAAUCGCCAAACAUUUAUUUUGUAAAGAUGCAAGGAAACCAGGGCCCCCGUGGAGAACAGCAGUACCAUGGCCCAUCUAGACACCAGUUUGAAAACCAGAGAAAUCCUGGAGUCAACAGCAAUGGACAGCAUGCAGAUGAGCAGGAGAGCCCAAAUGCAGGGAUAACCAUAGAUCUACAAAACUUCAGGAAACCUGGAGAGAAGACUUACACUCAGCGUAGCCGUCUGUUUGUGGGAAAUUUACCAACUGGUGUUACAGAGGCAGAGGUGGAGAAGUUGUUUUCCAAGUAUGGCAAGGCAGCUGAGAUUUUCAUCAACAAGGACCGGGGGUUUGGAUUCAUUAGACUGGAGACAAAAACAGUGGCUGAGAUUGCUAAAGCGGAGCUUGAUGACACCUCAUUCAGAGGCAGACAGUUGCGUGUGCGAUUUGCAACACAUGGUGCUGCUCUAACUGUGAGGAAUUUGCCACAGUUCAUUUCCAAUGAGCUCCUGGAAGAGGCUUUCUCUGUCUUUGGCCAGAUUGAAAGGGCCAUAGUCAUAGUAGAUGAUAGAGGGAGACCCACAGGAAAAGGGAUUGUGGAAUACACAGCCAAGCCUGCAGCAAGGAAGGCUCUGGAUAGGUGUGCAGAUGGAGCCUUUCUAUUGACUGCAUUCCCCAGGCCAGUGACAGUUGAGCCAAUGGAGCAGUUUGAUGAGGAUGAGGGACUGCCAGAGAGGAUUGUAAACAAAAACCAAGUGUUUCACAAGGAGCGGGAGCAGCCACCGAGAUUUGCUCAGCCAGGGACAUUUGAGUAUGAGUAUGCCAUGCGCUGGAAGGCCCUGAUGGAGAUGGAGAAGCAGCAGUUUGAGCAGGUGGACAGGAACAUCAAGGAGGCUCAGGAGAAGCUGGAGCAAGAGAUGGAGGCAGCUAGACAUGAGCACCAGGUUAUCUUGAUGAGACAAGACCUGCUGAGGCGUCAAGAGGAGCUGAGGAGAAUGGAGGAGAUCCAUAACCAGGAGAUGCAGAAGAGGAAGCAGAUGGCGCUGCGUCAGGAAGAGGACUGUCGCAGGAGGGAGGAGGAGAUGAGGAUGCACAGUGAGGAGAUGAUGAGGCGGCAGCAGGAGGGCUUCAAGGGGAACUUCCCUGGAAAUCGGGAGCAGGAGAUGCGGAUGCACAUGCAAGUUCAAGGAAUUAACAGAAACUCGAUGGGUGGUGGUGAAGGAAACCCCAGCGUGCCCAUCCCUGGAGCUGCCAACAUACCUGCCGAGAACCCCCCUUUAAUGCAGGGGGCAGGAAACAACAACAUGCCGGUAGGAGGCCAGCCUGUGUUCCCAAGAGUCCCUGGCCAAGGCCCUGCGGACUUUGGUGCCAACAAGCGUCGCAGAUUCUAAAAUGGUCAAUUACAUUUUUUUUUAAACUUUUCAAACUGUACUAUAUUUAAAAAUUCAUACAUGUUAUGUACUGUGAAAAUUGCAUGGGAAAUAUUCAGAAUGUUUUUGUUUUAAAAUAGCAUCACGAGUUGGCAUUUUCGUAUUUCAGAUGAAUACUGAUUCUGUAUAGAUUUUUUUUUUUUAUUCCUCAAAGCAACGUUUUAUAUAGCAAUAGUAAAUGUGUCACUCACUCUCUCUCAAUAAGCCUUUCUGAACAGUUUUAAAUAAAAUUGUAAUUCCUUG